UACCCAUACAAAAAACGUAAACAUAAACAUAAACGUAAACAUAAACAUAAAAUUACCCGAAAAAAAAUGGAGGAUGAUAAAAAUAAUGGAGGAGGAGAAGUGAAGUAUAGAGGUGUAAGAAAGAGGCCAUGGGGGAAAUAUGCGGCGGAGAUUCGAGAUUCGACUAGGCAUGGUGCGAGAGUUUGGCUUGGUACGUUUAAUACUGCGGAAGAAGCGGCUAGAGCGUAUGAUCGUGCUGCAUAUACUAUGAGGGGUCAUUUGGCUAUACUUAAUUUCCCGAGUGAGUAUAAUAUGCCCCGGGCUGGGUCUUCCUCUUCUAGGGGUGGUGCUUCUUCGUCGUCGUCGAGGAAUGCUGGACAGGAUACUGGUAAAGAAGUGUUUGAAUUUGAGUAUCUUGAUAAUAACUUGCUUGAAGAGCUUCUUGGUUAUGAUGACAAUGUUAAUAAGAAUAAUUCUAGAAAAUGAUGAAGCUAAUUUAGGUGUCUUAUUCACCCUUUGGAUAAUGUAACUUCUCUUUUCCUUUUUUUAAUUCUCCCUUACUAUAUUUAUCAGUCAUUAAAUUAUUUAAAUAUGUAGAUGGAUAGCAUUUUAGAAUAAGAAACUGGGAUGUAAGGGAGGAAAAUGGUGAUGUUUUUAAAUUGUAAUCUAAUUUUUUUUUAAAAUUGAAAAAUGGCUGAUUCAUAGUAUAUAAUAUAAAAAAAUAUGAACAAACUCUUUGUCCGCC
This is a messenger RNA of Amaranthus tricolor (Joseph's coat), 724 nucleotides long. RefSeq names its product ethylene-responsive transcription factor ERF095-like. Gene Ontology annotation, molecular function: DNA binding; DNA-binding transcription factor activity. The record is from RefSeq and is a predicted model, not a curated record. NCBI's taxonomy places the organism in Eukaryota, Viridiplantae, Streptophyta, Magnoliopsida, Caryophyllales, Amaranthaceae. Bases 67 to 465 code for a protein of 132 amino acids. The transcript has a single exon. Gene Ontology annotation, biological process: regulation of DNA-templated transcription; ethylene-activated signaling pathway.